AUGUCGACGAAGUGCACCAUCAUCUCCAACACCACCGCCUCCACCACCGACCCCUCCAAAGCCUCCAGCAAGAAGGCCGCCAACACCUUCACCGGCGACGUCUGGAUGGACCAAGUGCAUCUCGAUACAGCGAAAGGCUUCAACAUCAACCACGUCACCUUCCUUCCCGGCGGCCGCACCUACUGGCACACGCACGAGCACGGCCAGAUCCUCGAAGUGAAGGCGGGCUCCGGUUGGGUCUGCGACGAGGGGGAGCAGCCUAGGCGCAUCAGGACCGGAGACACGGUGGUGUGUCCGGCGGGCACGAGACACUGGCAUGGUGCAGACGACGGGAGCAUGAUGAUGCAUCUGGCUAUUAGUCUGGGGAAGACGAGCUGGGAGGGCGAGGUGUCCGAGGAGGAGUAUAAGGCGAAGAGCAGCUGA
Molecule: messenger RNA, 423 nt
Organism: Cyphellophora europaea CBS 101466
Lineage: Eukaryota; Fungi; Ascomycota; Eurotiomycetes; Chaetothyriales; Cyphellophoraceae
Exons: 1
Coding region: 1-423 (140 amino acids)
Source: RefSeq, a predicted model, not a curated record